Molecule: messenger RNA, 2553 nt
Organism: Ilyonectria robusta
Lineage: Eukaryota; Fungi; Ascomycota; Sordariomycetes; Hypocreales; Nectriaceae
Exons: 2
Coding region: 1-2553 (850 amino acids)
Cellular component (GO): cytoplasm
Source: RefSeq, a predicted model, not a curated record
AUGGGCAACUCAAACACCAAGGAGUCUCGCCCCGACGGCGAUGACGAUGGUGCCCAGGGGCGUCGGCGCUCCGCCAACGGCGACCCCGUGGCUUUGGCUCGCGACCUUGCUAGAGAUUCUGGCCCCAGGUCACGGAAUCGUUCGGGCCGCCCCGAAAUCAACAUCUUUGGCCUCGGCAGUUCUUCCUCUCGAGAUCGUGAACGCCAGGAUGCUCCGUUUGAGCGCCGUGAAACAAGACAGGAGCGUGAAGCCAGGAAACUCGAGAAGGAGCGGGCUGCCCGGGCGAAAGAGCGUGAACGGAGUAUUCGCGAGGAACAUGUUGAUGGAGGCUAUUUGGUCACCCUGGGCACCUACACCGGCACUGAGGAUUUCAGCAAGCCUGUUGUGAGGCAGUUACAAAUUGAGAGAAAGAUGGCGCCUUUCUGGCGCGGUCUCGACGACUGGUCUUCUAGCUGGAACGAGCACCAACUUGUAGCCGCUGCCCGAGGCCUCCCCGUACCCGCCGCCGAUGCGCCCCCCGACCCGGAGCUGAUGCCCGUGCCUCCCCCGGUCGACCCCCGAUCCUCUUCGAGCCAGAACCUCCAGAGCCUCACUGUGCCCAUGGGGCCGCGAACACUCUCCGUUGCAUCGGAUCAUAGUGGAUCUGCCGCCGGAUCGAACCUCCCCUCGCCAUCGACGACCGGUCCCAGCAAGCCUACCUCGCCUUUCAAGCCGAGAGCAGCGAGGGCCUUGGCUGCCCUUAGCGUGGGCUCCCGCAAUGCGUCGUCGACGGACUUGGCGCCCAAAGAAAUCGCCUUGCCUCAUGACCCAUUCGUCAACGGGCAACCCCUCGAGGUCUUUCUUUACAAGGACGCCGACGAAUGUCCGAUUUGUUUUCUGUCGUAUCCUCCCUACCUCAACCACACGCGAUGUUGCGACCAGCCCAUUUGCAGCGAGUGCUUCGUCCAGAUCAAGCGAGCUGAUCCGCAUCUCCCCGAGCAUCACCCCGAUGGCGAGACCAGAAAUCCCAAUGAGGGUGUCACCGCCGAAAUCCCCCCCGAGCAGCUCAUCUCGGAACCAUCCGCCUGCCCCUACUGCCAACAACCCGAAUUUGGCGUUACGUAUGACCCACCACCCUGCCGAAGAGGUCUCACCUACUCGGUACCCCCAGCACACUUUUCAUCCGCUACAGCCAUGUCUUCGCAGAGUUCAUUAAACUCGACUCUCCCACCGACCUCACCUUCACAUACUGGCCGCCGACGAACUCACAGCUUGUCGGCGAACGCGCCCAACGUUAUCACCACUGAUCGAGUUCGCCCAGACUGGGCUAAUAAGCUGUCCUCAGCGCGUGCUCAUCAGGCCCGUAGAGCGGCUGCUGCAACUGCUCUUCACACUGCCGCUUUCCUUAUGGGCGGUAGUGAACAGCGAACCUCGAUCCUCCGACCCGGUCGCUUCAGCCGAAGAAACACGGGGAACAACUCGGCUGCUAACACCCCGACCGAAGGCCAAGCGGAAUCCCCGGUCGAACCGAGCGAAGGCCCCGAACCCGGGGCUAGAGGGUCGUCUAGGAAUCUGCUUGGUGGGCGUCGAAACCGUAUGGAUGAGCUGGAAGAGAUGAUGUUUAUGGAGGCAGUCCGCUUAUCUCUUGCAGCAGAAGAAGAACGCAAACGGAAGGAAGAAAAGGCGUAUCGCAAAGAAGCAAAGAAGAGGGAGAAGGAGGAGCGAAAGGCGCUCAAGAAGCAAGGCGGCAACCCAUACAGUGGAACCACGAGCGGCGCGAGCGCGAGCAGUCUAUCGCUAGGUAUCGGUCGACGGCGAGGCAAUAGUGCGGCCAGCAACCUGCGGAUGGAGGCGACUGUGUCAAGGGCCUCGCAAGUUUCCAAGAGCCCAGAGCUGCCGAUGGAAAGGGGCAAGGACCAGCACGACAACUCAGCGGACAAGGGCAAGGGAGUCGACCGAGGGCCUCAAGAGCAGCAUAUCGAGCCGAGCUCCUCAUCCAGCUCUCUGCCCCUACCGGUGACCACACCUCGAGGGGGGUCACAUCUGAGGCAAAUGAGCAACGCGUCAUCGAUCGGCGGGUCUUCGGGUGGGGACAGCCCUACGGGGAGCUUUACCGGCCAGGGAUAUCUCGACGCCGACGGAAACCCUCGAUCUAGCGGACUGAGCCUCGGCGGUUAUAGCGAUGAGGGGGACCGUGAUGCCGGAAGCGCAGGCAACGAGCCCAUGUUCAACUUUAGCAGCCUUGCUCAGAUGGUUGGGGCUGAUAUUGAGGGUGGUUCGUCGCAGCGUGAGCCAGGCUCGGAGCCCGAGUCACCCAGGGAUUUAGUCGGUCUCCAGCGCCCCCUUUCGCAAGUUAAGGAAGAAGAUAAGGACGAAGCCGAAGCGGAACAUGUGGAGGAAUCGCGGGUCGGAUAUGUGACGGCUAAGAGCAUGCCUGGCCGACGACUGAGCGAUCUGCCGACGCCUGAGGUGACCAUCACACCCGAAACGCCAGGACCCCGGGACGGCGACGCGGAAGAUAAGCAGCUUGGGUUUUCAAGCGUGUCGGCACGGACGAAUCCCCUGGCGCAGUAG